UUAGCGAGUGGAGGUGUUACGCCUCGCCGGUGCCGUCUCGGGAUACUAUAGUAAGCUUCCUCCCGAGAUGCAAGUGUGAUUAUAGCCGCGUGCAGAGCCGUUGCGGGGAUAUGUAAGGCCGCGGGUGCAAGUUCGUUGUCGAGUUAUGGAUUAUCUGGACAGGCAAUCAUGACGAGGGUGUGUGCAUGGCAUCGGGUCUCCCUUUGGAUAUGGAGUGUCGCUGCCCUCGCUCUCUGGGCACCGCGGGGCUGCAUAGGAGGGCGCACGACCCAACAUUUGGACAAUGUGACGCAAACCAUUGAAACUCUCCUCAAUGGUUACGACAUUAGGCUUCGGCCAAACUUCGGAGGAGAGGCGUGUUACAUCGGGAUGGACAUCACCAUCGCCUCGUUUGACUCCAUCUCGGAAGUAAAUAUGGACUACACCAUCACGAUGUACCUCAACCAGUACUGGAAGGACGAGCGUCUCGCCUUCAGUUCCAGCGACGAGCUCCUGACGCUGCCCGGGGACUUCGCCGAGAAGAUCUGGGUUCCUGACACCUUCUUCGCAAAUGACAAGAGCAGUUAUCUCCACGACGUCACGGAGAAGAACAAAAUGGUGCGUCUCCACGGCGACGGCACCAUCACCUACGGCAUGCGGUUCACCACGACGCUCGCCUGCAUGAUGGACCUGCAUUACUACCCUCUCGACUCCCAGAACUGCACUGUCGAGAUCGAGAGCUACGGCUACACAGACACCGACGUCGUCAUGUACUGGAUGGACGUUCCUGUCGUGGGCGUCGAAGAGGCGGAGCUUCCCCAAUUCACCAUCAUGGGCUACGAGGCCAACGGGCGGAUAGAGGAACUGGCGACGGGCGUGUACCGGAGGCUCUCCAUCAGCUUCAACCUGCAGAGGAACAUCGGCUACUUCGUGUUCCAGACUUACCUGCCCAGCAUCCUGAUCGUCAUGUUGUCUUGGGUCUCCUUCUGGAUUAAUCACGAGGCCACGUCGGCUAGGGUGGCGCUCGGCAUCACCACCGUGCUGACGAUGACCACCAUCAGCACGGGCGUCCGCUCCUCCCUGCCGCGCAUCUCCUACGUCAAGGCCAUCGACAUCUACCUCGUGAUGUGCUUCGUGUUCGUGUUCGCCGCCCUCCUGGAGUACGCCGCCGUCAACUACACCUACUGGGGGCAGAGGGCGAAGAAGAAGACGAAGAAGAUGAAGGAGAGCAACGGACAAAGCAAGCAGCAGCCUCCACACCCGCCGCCGCCGCCCCCGAUUAAAGUGGACGGGUUCACGCCCAACGAGGAGAUCAUCGAGCUCCAGGAUAUCAGGAUGUCGCCCAUUCCUUCGAUAAGGCAGCGCCACAACUCCAAGUUCUUCUCGAGCGAGGGCUCUCUUCAGGACCUCAAGUUCCCGCCCUCCUUCAGGAUCAACCGCAACUACUCCUUCCCGACCCGGUCGAGUAUCCACGCCCCUAGAGGCCCCAGCAGGAAGCGCGUCAUCUCCACGCUGAAGAAGGGCGCCUCAGCCAUCAAGGGCGCCAUGCCGGUGAUCAAGGACGUCAAUGUUAUCGACAAGUAUUCCCGCGUCGUGUUUCCUCUCUCCUUCAUCUUCUUCAACACAGUUUACUGGUGCUUUUACCUCCUCUAAGAGAUCGGGAACGAAGGGGAGAGAAAGAGAAAGAAUUGGAAAUAAUGAGAUUAUUUUAAAAAGAAGAAGAAGAAGAGAGAUAGAGAGAUAAAGAGAGAGAGAGAGAGAGAGGAAGGAUGAGGAGAGAAAAUUGAGAGGGGGGAUAAAAUGACCCGUGUUUGAAUUCCUCCUUCCCUUUUUUUUGGAUAAUUUUAUUCAAUUCUUUUGCUUGUUUUUGGUGAUUUUUUUUUCUUCCUUCUUCGGACUGGUCGGUUAAAGGCCAUGAGUGUUCGUGUGAAGGAGAUCUCUGUACUUAGUAAUUACGUACAGUCUGUAUGUCGUGCCUGUAUAUAUCUAUAUCUAUACUUUAAUUAUAUCUAUGUCUGUUUACCUGUCUAUAUGCAUCGAUAGAUAUCCAUAUAGAUGGACAGACAGAUACAUGCAUAGAUAUAUACACGCACACAUAUGAAUACCGUUAUAUAUAUAUACAUAUACUCAUAACCUCGUUUCCCACCUCACUACCCCCACUCCCUCCCCACCCCCCUCCUCCACCCUCCCCCCACCCGACCAGAUUAUCCAGUGAUAAUAAAUAUUAAAACAAACAAGAUUCGCGCCAUGUAGCCAGCAAAAAAAAUAUAUAUGUUUAGAUAUAUAUAAAGAGAAAUAUAAAUGGCUGGGAAACUGUACCCUCCACUUUACAUAUACGAUCCCUGGUUUUGCUGAUAAUUACAGACCAGGGACAAACUUGUGAUAAUAAUAGUAAAUGAAACAAAAUAAGAAAAAAAAACGAAAUAAGGAAAAUGUUUAGUGUUCACGAGGAUCAAGUUAAUCCCAGUGAUGAACGAGGUGGAACAAAUGACAGAAAAAUAAAAUGUUUACGCAAAAUAAGGUGUAAACAAAGUUCGUUGUGCUGAGGAGCCACCGUGUCAUGAAGGCGUACGAGCUCAAAACAAGAUUUGGAACAGUCACGGGUGUGUGUCACUGGCAGACUGCGCCGGUGAACCAAGCGAGAAAAUAUUCCCCAACAGGACGCCAUGGCAACCGCGGGCAAUGGACUACGAGCCUAAGCGAAUCUUACGUGAAUCUCCGUGACGAUUUUACAAUCAUUAGCUGGCAAAAUAAGCUCUCCUUUUUUCGCUCCUAAGAGAAAAAGGGGCACGAUUUUUUUAUGCUCUCUUGCUGGCAUACAGUGAGAGUGUAACUAUAAGUUAUAUAAGUGUAACUGUUUAUACAAGAUAUAGUUAGGUUUAAUGAGAGAUAUUGCAGUUGUAUAUCCUAUGCCUCCUGUUUAUUUUCGGUUUUCAUUUUUCCGUUUUUCUUUACCAUUUUUUUUUACUCAAUGGUGGAAAUCAAUGCAAAAGUAUUGUUAUUGAGAUGUGUGUUAUUGAAGUGUGGAGAGGUUGGGAAUUUCAGAAAUAUUACUGUUUUUUAUAGUAUUUCUAUACGUAUGUAUGUAUGUAUGUAUAGACGUAUAUGCAU
Molecule: messenger RNA, 3090 nt
Organism: Penaeus indicus
Lineage: Eukaryota; Metazoa; Arthropoda; Malacostraca; Decapoda; Penaeidae
Gene: Lcch3
Product: gamma-aminobutyric acid receptor subunit beta-like
Exons: 9
Coding region: 169-1632 (487 amino acids)
Biological process (GO): nervous system process; signal transduction; regulation of membrane potential
Cellular component (GO): plasma membrane; neuron projection; GABA-A receptor complex
Molecular function (GO): extracellular ligand-gated monoatomic ion channel activity; chloride channel activity; GABA-A receptor activity
Source: RefSeq, a predicted model, not a curated record